Molecule: messenger RNA, 2043 nt
Organism: Closterium sp. Naga37s-1
Lineage: Eukaryota; Viridiplantae; Streptophyta; Zygnematophyceae; Desmidiales; Closteriaceae
Source: the annotation of a GenBank genome assembly
AUGGUCACGCUCACCGAGCUCAAAGCACCGGCGCGCGGAUCCUUCUUUUCCAAGAAGUCCCUCAAGCUCUUCUUGUUUGAGAUUAUCCGAGAUGGCUGCGGCCGCCAGUUCUCCUUCAAUGCCAGCUUCUCCUUUUUCAUGAUUCCGAGGAUUCGUGGCAACGGCGGCAACGGGCUCGCGUUUAUCGUUUCUGCGACAAACAAGACCGCCAGCAACAUCGGCAGCGGCGUGGGAACUGUCGGCAUGGACAGACGCAGCAUGGCAGUGGAGUUUGACACGUGGCAGGACAAGGGGCACAAGGACCCGAGCGCAAGUCACGUGGGAGUCAUGUUGAAUGGCAGCCCCUUUUCGGAAGAAAGGACGUUCAACACCCCCACUGCACUGAACGAUGGAAAGAUGCACUUUGCAUGGGUGGAGUACAAUCCUGAGGACGAGGCAGAGAGCUUGAAGGUGUAUCUCGCGGAUUCAUUCAGUGCUCGCCCGGACAACCCUGUGCUGACCAUGAAGCUCUCUCUCUGUGAAGUGCUGAAGCCCACGAACACGUCCAACUCGUUCUACUUUGGCUUUGUGGCCGUAGCCUGCAAGCCUCAUGCUGGUACGUGUCCUUGCCCUCGGCUCUUGUCUGCAACGCUCUCCCUCUCCACACGUGCUGCAGGGGACUGCUGGGCGUAUGCGGUGGUGGCGAGCAUAGAAGCGGCGUACGGCAUCGCGAGAAAUAACCUGACGUCAUUCCCAUCGCUCUCCAUCGAAUCCCUCUACGCCCUCAUGGGGGUUGCUAGAUGCAGCAGCAGCUCUCCCACCAUUGCAUUUCAAAAGCUCGUUGACAAGGCCACUUUGAACAAGGACGGCCUCACUGCAGAGCCAACCAGCCCUACCACCACCACUUCGCGUGUCACUUCCCGUUCCUCCUUUUCGUCCAUAUUUUCCUCCUCCUCCUCCUCCUCCUCCUCCUCCUCCUCCUCCUCCUCCUCCUCCUCCUCCUCCUCCUCCUCCUCCUCUCCAUCAUCUCUCUCCCCUUUCUUUGCCACACUCUACUCAUAUUUAUUCCUGGCCUCACCUCCAGUAGCACAUCACCCUUCUUCUCUUAAAACUAUUACUCCCACCGCAUCUCCACCACCACAACCGGUGAAAUUUCCGGUGCAUGGGUUUGAGAGGACGGCAUUCAAGGGCUACUUUGGGCUCAUGCUGGCAGUGUGGCGCCAGCCCGUUGUGGUGCACAUCCAGGCCAACGCCGCCUCCUUCAUCUCCUACGAUGGGACAUUCAACUACCACGAUAGUGAUUGUUACACAGGCAACCUCGACCGCGUUGUACUCGUUACAGGCUACCUCACUGAAGGCACUGACACAAGCCGCCCGAGAAUCUCCGCACCGUUCUGGAAGAUCCGCAACUCAUGGGGCACGCAGUGGGGGGCGGAUGGAUACAUGUACAUGGAGAUAAAAGCGGGAGAUGGCAUCUGCGGCAUCAAUGUGCUUCCCGGCAUCUACCCUGUCAUCCGAAAUACCGGUGACCCUUGCAUGGUCAAUGCGUACAAGCUCAAGGAUGAUAAAUUCUCCGUCAUGAACCCUUGUGGCUCCUUCAAGUGCUCCCUCCCCACGAAAGGCGAAUCUCUCAACAAUUGUACCUGCACGUCUCCCUUUGUUAAGGCAGACAACGACGACGGCUCUAGCUCCUGUGCUUAUGUGGAUGCGUGCAGUGGCAGCACGCGGAACCCAUGCGAGGUGGGGUCGUGUAUCAACGAUGAAAAGGGCUCGUACACCUGUGUCUGCCCGCCCACACACUAUCUGGACUCCACCGUUGAUGGCUUCCCCACCUGCUCCAAAGAUUGGGGCAAUUCCUCCAAGCUGGUGGUGAAUGGCAGCAACUGGCAGUGUGCCGAUGUGCACCCCCUCUUCGGACUCACCAUUGAGGAGUUUAUAAGCAAUAACAAGGGUGUUAACUGCUCGAAGCCUCUUGAGAAGAAUAAAGAGCUCAACAUGACAAAGGGAGGCGUGACUCCCUGCUCUGCUUUCUACUACACUCUGCCAGUGAGUGCUGCUGCUUAA